Messenger RNA from Megalops cyprinoides (Indo-Pacific tarpon), 1070 nucleotides. Its product is annotated as homeobox protein Hox-C10-like. The record is from RefSeq and is a predicted model, not a curated record. Gene Ontology annotation, molecular function: RNA polymerase II cis-regulatory region sequence-specific DNA binding; DNA-binding transcription factor activity, RNA polymerase II-specific. The transcript has 2 exons. Gene Ontology annotation, cellular component: nucleus. The coding region runs from base 35 to 1054 and encodes 339 amino acids. Gene Ontology annotation, biological process: regulation of transcription by RNA polymerase II. NCBI's taxonomy places the organism in Eukaryota, Metazoa, Chordata, Actinopteri, Elopiformes, Megalopidae.
ACCCCUAAAUCAAAACAAUAGAAAGCGGAAUAAAAUGACAUGUCCCAGCAAUGUGGCAGCGGGGUCCUUCCACAUGGACUCUUUGGUGGGAGGAUCCACCGCUUGCAGAGGUGAGGGUUAUUCCCCCGGCCCUGGAAUGUGUGCGCAGGCGUCCGCCGAAUAUGGCUGUUCGGUGAUGAGAAAUUAUGGAAUUUCGCCUUCACCCCUCUCCAAGCGGGACGAACCGUCUCCCAACACCAGACUGCCUCGCAGUGUCAGCUAUCACCAAACUUACCUGUCACAGCUGGACGCUUGGGAGGACAACCCUAAAAGUUCUUGCAGGAUCGAUCAGCCUGUUGCCCGACCCCUCUCCGCCUGCUCCGUCCGAGUGGACAAUGUCAAAGAGGAGUCAAUGUGCUGUCUGUAUCCAGCAGACAUUAACAGAGGCAAGAAGACAAGUGAGGCCCUCAAAGCUACCUACAUGCGAACAGCGAACAGCUGCCACACCGACAGAGUGCCCCUAUCUCUGCCGCACUACUUCAUGUUGAACGAGGAGUGCUCAGGUGAGAGGUCACAAGAAGGAAAUGGAUUCGGAACAGGUUUUACUCCCCUGACUAACGUGACGCCUUCUGGCGAAAUACCGCUUCCAGAAUCACUCACGGACACCAGCAAACCACAAGACCCAGUAACUGCAGACCAAAACACCGAGGAGCACAGCUCAACUGAAAGACAGUCGGAGAAGAAGGAAAGUGUCAAAAUGGACAUUAGUGCAGGCCAUUCGGACAACGAACUAAAAGAGGAAACGAAAGUGGAAAAUACCACCGGAAGCUGGCUAACAGCGAAAAGUGGACGAAAGAAGAGAUGUCCCUAUACAAAACACCAGACUCUGGAACUGGAAAAGGAGUUCUUGUUUAACAUGUAUCUGACUCGCGAGCGCCGACUGGAGAUCAGCAAGAGCAUCAACCUCUCCGACAGACAGGUCAAGAUCUGGUUCCAGAACCGGAGAAUGAAACUGAAGAAAUUUAACAGAGAGAACCGCGUACGAGAGAUCAGUUCGGGAUAUGACUACACCUGAACCCCUUCAUGCACAA